AUGCGUCCUGAAAUUGAACAAGAGCUGGCUCACACCUUGUUGGUGGAGCUGCUCGCCUACCAGUUUGCCUCGCCCGUUCGAUGGAUUGAAACCCAAGAUGUUAUCCUCGCCGAACAACGAACUGAGCGCAUUGUCGAGAUUGGUCCCGCAGAUACCUUAGGAGGAAUGGCCCGCCGGACUCUCGCCUCCAAAUAUGAGGCUUACGAUGCCGCCACUUCCGUUCAACGUCAAAUUCUCUGCUACAACAAGGACGCCAAGGAGAUUUACUACGAUGUUGACCCCAUUGAGGAGGAGGAACCUGCUGCGGAGGCCGCUCCCGCCGCUGCUCCUUCAGCUGGAGCCGCUGCUCCCGCUCCCGCAGCUGCUGCUGCACCCCCACCCCCCAGUGCUGGUCCUGCGGCGGCUGUGGAAGAUGCGCCUGUCACUGCUGUUGAUAUUCUGCGGUCCCUGGUGGCUCAGAAAUUGAAGAAAAGCUUGGCUGACGUGCCAUUGAGCAAGGCCAUUAAGGAUCUCGUUGGAGGUAAAUCCACAUUACAAAACGAAAUUUUGGGAGAUCUUGGAAAGGAAUUCGGCUCUACACCAGAGAAGCCAGAAGACACCCCUCUCGAUGAAUUGGGUGCGUCGAUGCAGGCCACCUUCAAUGGCCAAUUGGGCAAGCAGUCAUCAUCGCUUAUUGCUCGUAUGGUUUCGUCUAAAAUGCCUGGUGGCUUCAACAUCACAGCUGUCCGUAAGUAUCUGGAGACACGGUGGGGUUUGGGUGGCGGCCGCCAGGAUGGAGUGCUCUUGCUGGCAAUCACUAUGGAGCCGGCUUCCCGUCUUGGCUCUGAUGCCGAUGCCAAGGCCUUCCUUGAUGAUGUGACGAAUAAGUAUGCCGGCAGUGCGGGUAUCAACCUCUCCGCUCCUGUGGCCGGUGGUGACAGUGGCAGCGGUGGCGGUGGUAUGAUGAUGGACCCAGCCGCAAUUGAUGCGCUUACCAAGGACCAGCGCGCUCUGUUUAAGCAGCAGCUCGAGGCCAUUGCUCGCUACUUGAAGAUGGAUCUUCGUGCUGGUGACAAGGCCUUUAUCACAUCUCAGGAAACCCAAAAGGCCCUUCAGGCACAGCUCGACCUGUGGCAGGCCGAGCACGGUGACUUCUAUGCCUCCGGCAUUGAGCCCUCUUUUGACCCUCUUAAGGCUCGCGUCUACGACUCCUCUUGGAACUGGGCUCGUCAAGAUGCGCUCAGCAUGUACUACGACAUUAUCUUCGGUCGUCUGCAGGUUGUUGACCGCGAGAUUGUUAGCCGCUGUAUCCACAUUAUGAACCGUUCCAACCCUCUUCUUCUCGACUUCAUGCAGUACCACAUCGACAACUGCCCAACUGAGCGCGGAGAGACCUACCAGCUUGCCCAGGCGCUGGGUCAGCAACUCAUUGAGAACUGCCGGGAGGUUCUUGAUGUCGCUCCCGUUUACAAGGAUGUUGCCGUCCCCACUGGUCCCCAGACUACCAUCGACUCUCGCGGUGGCAUUGGCUACAAGGAGGUCGGUCGUACCAGCGCUCGCAAGCUGGAGCACUACGUCAAGCAGAUGGCCGAGGGUGGCCCUAUCUCCGAGUACAGCAACCGCGACAAGGUUCAGAAUGACCUGAAGAACGUCUACAAGCUGAUUCGUAAGCAACAUCACCUCUCCAAGUCCACUCAGCUUCAAUUUGAUGCUCUGUACAAGGAUGUGCUGCACGCUCUGAACAUGAACGAGAGCCAGAUCAUGCCCCAGGAGAACGCUAAGACCGGCAUCAAGCGCACCCCAGCUCGCCCCGGCAAGAUGGAGACCAUUCCCUUCCUCCACCUCAAGAAGAGAAGCGAGCAUGGCUGGGAUUACAACAAGAAGCUUACUGGCAUCUACUUGAAGGUGCUUGAGUCUGCCGCUCAGUCUGGUCUUACUUUCCAGGGUAAGAAUGUGCUGAUGACCGGUGCUGGUGCUGGUUCCAUCGGUGCGGAAGUCUUGCAGGGUCUGAUCAGCGGUGGUGCCAAGGUGAUUGUCACCACUAGCCGUUUCUCUCGUGAGGUGACCGAGUACUACCAGGCCAUGUAUGCCCGUUACGGUGCUCGUGGUUCCCAACUGGUCGUGGUUCCCUUCAACCAGGGUAGCCAGCAGGAUGUGCAGGCCCUUGUCGACUACAUCUACGACACUAAGAAGGGUCUUGGCUGGGAUCUUGACUUCGUUGUGCCCUUCGCUGCCAUUCCCGAGAACGGCCGUGAGAUCGACUCCAUUGACUCCAAGUCUGAGCUGGCUCACCGUAUUAUGUUGACCAACCUGCUCCGUAUGCUGGGUUCUAUUAAGACCCAAAAGCAGGCUCAUGGCUUUGAGACCCGCCCUGCCCAGGUUAUUCUGCCUCUGUCGCCUAAUCACGGUACCUUCGGUAACGACGGUCUGUACUCUGAGUCCAAGCUGGGUUUGGAGACUCUCUUCAACCGCUGGUACUCUGAGAACUGGAGCAACUACCUUACCAUCUGCGGUGCUGUCAUUGGCUGGACCCGUGGUACUGGUCUGAUGAGCGGUAACAACAUGGUGGCUGAGGGUGUCGAGAAGCUCGGUGUUCGCACUUUCUCCCAGCAGGAGAUGGCUUUCAACCUUCUGGGUCUGAUGUCCCCCGCCGUUGUCAACCUCUGCCAGGCCGACCCUGUUUGGGCUGACCUUAACGGUGGUCUGCAAUUCAUCCCCGAUCUCAAGGGCUUGAUGACCAAGCUCCGCACUGAUAUCAUGGAGACCAGCGAUGUUCGUCAGGCCGUCAUCAAGGAGACCGCUAUUGAGAACACUGUCGUCAAUGGUGAGGACAGCAGUGCUCUGUACAAGAAGGUCAUUGCCGAGCCUCGUGCCAACAUCAAGUUCGAGUUCCCCAAGCUUCCUGACUGGGAGUCUGAGGUCAAGCCCAUCAACGAGUCGCUGAAGGGCAUGGUCAACCUGGACAAGGUUGUUGUUGUCACCGGUUUCGCUGAGGUCGGUCCCUGGGGUAACUCCCGUACCCGUUGGGAGAUGGAAGCCAAUGGCAAGUUCUCUCUGGAGGGUUGUGUUGAGAUGGCCUGGAUUAUGGGUCUGAUCAAGCACCACAACGGUCCCCUCAAGGGCAAGUCUUACUCUGGCUGGGUCGAUGCCAAGACUGGUGACCCUGUCGAUGACAAGGAUGUCAAGCCCAAAUACGAGAAGUUCAUUCUCGAGCACACUGGUAUCCGUCUUAUUGAGCCUGAGCUGUUCAAGGGUUACGAUCCUAAGCAGAAGCAGCUGCUCCAGGAGAUUGUCAUCCAGGAAGACCUCGAGCCCUUUGAGGCCUCCAAGGAGACUGCUGAGGAGUUCAAGCGUGAGCACGGAGACAAGGUUGAGAUCUUCGAAAUCGCCGAGUCUGGCGAGUACACUGUCCGUCUCUGCAAGGGCGCCAAUCUGCUCAUCCCCAAGGCUCUCCAGUUCGACCGCCUGGUUGCUGGUCAGAUCCCUACUGGCUGGGAUGCUCGCCGCUAUGGUAUCCCUGAGGAUAUCAUUGGGCAAGUUGACCCCGUGACCCUGUUCGUUCUGGUCUGUACCGCCGAGUCUAUGCUCUCUGCCGGUAUCACCGAUCCCUAUGAGUUCUACAAGUACGUUCACUUGUCUGAGGUUGGUAACUGUAUCGGUUCCGGUAUCGGUGGAACCCACGCUCUGCGUGGUAUGUACAAGGACCGUUACCUUGACAAGCCCCUGCAGAAGGAUAUCCUGCAGGAAUCUUUCAUCAAUACCAUGAGCGCUUGGGUUAACAUGUUGCUCCUAUCCUCCACUGGUCCCAUCAAGACCCCUGUCGGUGCCUGCGCUACCGCUGUCGAGUCCGUUGAUAUCGGUUACGAGACCAUUGUCGAGGGCAAGGCUCGUGUCUGCUUUGUCGGUGGUUUCGAUGACUUCCAGGAGGAGGGCUCUUACGAGUUCGCCAACAUGAAGGCUACCAGCAACGCUGAGGAUGAGUUCGCUCACGGUCGUACCCCUCAGGAGAUGUCUCGUCCUACUACCACCACUCGUGCUGGAUUCAUGGAGUCCCAGGGUUGCGGUAUGCAGCUCAUCAUGAGUGCUCAGCUUGCUCUGGAUAUGGGUGUCCCCAUCCACGGUAUCAUCGCUCUGACCACCACUGCUACUGACAAGAUCGGUCGCUCUGUACCUGCUCCCGGUCAGGGUGUUCUUACCACUGCCCGUGAGAACCCUGGCAAGUUCCCCUCUCCUCUGCUGGACAUCAAGUACCGUCGCCGCCAGCUGGAGCUGCGCAAGAAGCAGAUCAAGGAGUGGCAGGAGUCGGAGCUCAUGUACCUGCAGGAGGAAGUCGAGGCUAUGGCCUCUCAAAGUGAUGAGACCUUCAAUGCUUCUGAGUACAUGCAUGAGCGUGCUCAGCACAUUGAACGCGAGGCCACUCGUCAGGAGAAGGAUGCUCAGUUCGCUCUGGGUAACAACUUCUGGAAGCAGGAUUCUCGCAUCGCUCCUCUCCGUGGUGCCCUGGCUACCUGGGGUCUGACCGUCGACGACAUUGGUGUCGCUUCCUUCCACGGUACCUCGACUGUCGCUAACGAUAAGAACGAGUCCGAUGUCAUCUGCCAGCAACUCAAGCACCUUGGUCGCAAGAAGGGUAACGCCGUUAUGGGUAUCUUCCAGAAGUACCUCACUGGUCACCCCAAGGGUGCUGCUGGUGCUUGGAUGUUCAACGGCUGUCUCCAAGUUCUGGAGACCGGUCUUGUCCCUGGUAACCGCAAUGCCGACAACGUCGACAAGGUGAUGGAGAAGUUCGAUUACAUCGUCUACCCCAGCCGCAGCAUCCAAACCGAUGGUAUUAAGGCCUUCUCGGUCACCUCCUUCGGUUUCGGUCAGAAGGGUGCUCAGGUCAUUGGUAUUCACCCCAAGUACCUGUACGCUACUCUUGACCAGGCUCAGUACCAGGCCUACAAGAACAAGGUUGAGUCCCGUCAGAAGAAGGCCUACCGCUACUUCCACAACGGUCUGAUCAACAACACCAUCUUCGUUGCCAAGAACAAGGCUCCUUACGAGGAUGAGAUGCAGAGCAAGGUCUUCCUGAACCCCGACUACCGUGUGGCUGUUGACAAGAAGACUUCUGAGCUUAAGUUCCCCGCCAACUUCGCUAAGGCUGAGUCCCCUAGCGAGGCGAGCACUCGCCAGACUGUUGAGUCCCUAGCCAAGGCCAACGCCUCCGAGAACUCUAAGAUCGGCGUUGACGUCGAGAGCAUUGACGCGAUCAACAUCUCUAACGAGACCUUCAUUGAGCGCAACUUCACUGCCAGCGAGCAGGAAUACUGCCGCAAGGCCCCCUCUCCCCAGUCAUCUUUUGCCGGCCGCUGGAGUGCCAAGGAAGCCGUCUUCAAGUCCCUUGGUGUUAGCAGCAAGGGUUCCGGUGCUGCUUUGAAGGAUAUUGAGAUCACCAGUGAUGCCAACGGUGCCCCCGUGGUUAACCUCCAAGGUGCCGCCGCCGCUGCUGCCAAGGAAGCUGGUGUGAAGUCUGUCAGCGUCAGCAUCAGCCACAGUGAUUCUCAGGCUGUUGCCGUGGCCGUCUCCCAGUUCUAA
Molecule: messenger RNA, 5556 nt
Organism: Penicillium malachiteum
Lineage: Eukaryota; Fungi; Ascomycota; Eurotiomycetes; Eurotiales; Aspergillaceae
Product: trifunctional fatty acid synthase subunit FAS2
Exons: 3
Coding region: 1-5556 (1851 amino acids)
Biological process (GO): long-chain fatty acid biosynthetic process
Cellular component (GO): fatty acid synthase complex
Molecular function (GO): magnesium ion binding; 3-oxoacyl-[acyl-carrier-protein] synthase activity; holo-[acyl-carrier-protein] synthase activity
Source: RefSeq, a predicted model, not a curated record